UGACCUCCUGUGUUUUAUUUUUAUUCGCAUUUAUAUGCUUCUUCUCUCCCGCCUACACAGACGUGCUAUAAAAUCUCCUGGAGGGGGAACGAGCCAUAGACAGCGAGAUGGGUCGAGAUGUUAAGAAGGAAGAGAAAGCUGUGGCAUCAAACCCAGAUGUGGAAGAGAGAAAGAGGUUGAAGAAAUUGGCGUUUUCCAAAACCAUUUUGUCUGAACAUCCAUCAAGAGUUGGGCCAUCAAGUGCUCUUGCCCCGUCGAAAAUCGUGACCAAACAUCACGGCACCGAUAUACUAAAAAAAUCUCAGCGCAAGAACAGAUUUCUCUUCUCGUUUCCGGGCCUUCUUGGCCUGAUUUCCGGUGGGAAAAUCGGCGAGCUUAAAGACCUUGGCACGCGAAACCCUAUUCUGUAUCUUGAUUUUCCCCAGGGUCAAUUGAAGCUUUUUGGGACCAUUUUCUAUCCGAAAAAUAGGUAUUUGACUCUGCAGUUUUCCAGAGGUGGGAAGAGUGUGAUGUGUGAGGAUUACUUCGACAAUAUGAUAGUAUUUUCUGAUGCAUGGUGGAUUGGAAAGAAAGAUGAGAAUCCAGAAGAAUUAUGUCUGGAAUUUCCGAAGGAUCUGAAUUUGGAACAACAUGCAGAAUAUGAUUUCAAGGGUGGUGCAGGUGCACCUUGUGAUGGAAGACGAGGUUUUAUAAAAUCUGCAAUGAAAUGUGUGGAACAAGAUUCGCCUCAAGAUUCACUGGAGGAUGAUUUAACUGAUAGUCAAAAUAAUGUGAAAGAAUCAAUUGAAGUAACUCCUACUCGGCAUUCGGCUAGGACUGCAGGGAAAACUUUCAAUCUGGGCAGGUUUGCAGAAACAUCGUCUGGGGAUGAUUUUGUUGGAACAGAUGCUGAAACCUUUGAAGAAGAGGAUGAGGAAGUUGAUGUCAUAGAGAAAAAAGGAAAUUGUACCUCUAUAAAAACUGAACAUAGCUGCCCUGUAGUCUUCGACAUUGACAAUGUGGAUGCCACAGAGCCCAUUCCAGCUUCAGAUCAUGUUAAGCGAACUGCCAAAUCUAAAGAUCUCUCUCAUAACAACCACGUUUCUCUUGUUCAAACAUCUGUGUCUACAUUGUUUAAGAACUUGGAGGAGAAGAAGGCAAAUAAGGAUGUGAAACAGAAGAAGGAUAAUGUCAAGGUUUCCAAGUUCUUGAAACGGGGGAAGAAAAUUGAGGAAAGAGAUGCUGGAACAGAAACUAUGGCACUGAAGAAACAACCUGAGAGUACUAGCUCUAUUGAAGUCUACCAAAGGAAGUCCGAAAGCAAAACCCAGGGUGCAUCAUCCUCAAGGAAAAGGAGAGCUGACCCAGUUCCUGCCUCAAAUUUGUCUGAUCCUAGCAGUUCCCCUCGGGUCGAAGAUGAUGACAUAGAAGAGUUCUCUAGCACAUCUCAGGAUAUGAAUGCAAGUGAUGGAGAUUGGACUGCUUGAGACUGUAAUGCUUCUACAACAGUGAGAUUGAUGCUAGAACAUUUUUUAUUGAAAUAUAUAACACUGGCAUUUCUUAGUUUGGCUCCUGAGGUGAUAUGUUACUGUGUAAGCAGAAAAUCUUUCGUGUGCUUGAUUGUUUAACGUCUUCAUUUUUCAUUAUAUUCAUUACCAUUGUAACUGAGAUUCAUUAGUUUGUCCAGUUGGUUUUAAGUUUAUCAGUAAAACUGCUGGAUUGAAGACAUUGGGUUUGGGGAGGGGGUAGUGAAUAUAAUCAAUUAUACA
Molecule: messenger RNA, 1748 nt
Organism: Olea europaea var. sylvestris
Lineage: Eukaryota; Viridiplantae; Streptophyta; Magnoliopsida; Lamiales; Oleaceae
Product: DNA-binding protein RHL1
Exons: 12
Coding region: 108-1466 (452 amino acids)
Biological process (GO): DNA endoreduplication
Molecular function (GO): DNA binding
Source: RefSeq, a predicted model, not a curated record